Molecule: messenger RNA, 546 nt
Organism: Tribolium castaneum (red flour beetle)
Lineage: Eukaryota; Metazoa; Arthropoda; Insecta; Coleoptera; Tenebrionidae
Exons: 3
Coding region: 69-497 (142 amino acids)
Source: RefSeq, a predicted model, not a curated record
UUACGGUGACAUGUGUAUGUAAUUGUGCAAAGUUGUAAUUUAGUGUCGUGUCUGUUUGCAAUAAAAUAAUGAAUUGUUUCGUCUUAAUUCUUUUAUUUCAUUUAACAUUUGCCCAUUUUGACAACGAAAUUAAUUUGGAAUGUAAGGGUAAAAAGUACGAAAAUGUGACCCUAACAGCAUACUACCCCGAUUAUAAUGAGGAUGACGGUUACUUAGACAAGAAGGGCAAAGAUCUGUCGACACUUCAGGAUUAUUUGGACAAUCGAGCCGAGUUUGUAACACUAGCAAUGGAUGACGCUUUAAACCUUCCAUAUGGCACGAAAGUUUGUGUUCCGCAGUUAAAUCAACAUUUCGGCCACAGAAUUAUCCUCCAAGUUCGUGAUACUUCAACCGAUCUGAGGGGAAGUGGCUACAAAAGAGCCGAUAUUUGUGUCAGAUCGGAAAUCGAUAGUUAUGAUGUUACAGUCAACAGACAAGUCACUCUCGUUUUUCUUUAACUACAAUUAACAAAUGAUUAAUAAUUAUUUAAAUAAAGCGUUCAAGUUU